Molecule: messenger RNA, 6017 nt
Organism: Salvelinus fontinalis (brook trout)
Lineage: Eukaryota; Metazoa; Chordata; Actinopteri; Salmoniformes; Salmonidae
Exons: 18
Coding region: 52-5445 (1797 amino acids)
Biological process (GO): actin nucleation
Cellular component (GO): cytoplasm; nucleus; actin filament
Molecular function (GO): microtubule binding
Source: RefSeq, a predicted model, not a curated record
UAGUUGUGAUUUAUUUUUACAUGAUUUAAACAUUUGAUAAAGAUCUCAACCAUGAACGGAGUGAACACUAACGACGACACUGACGCCGCUCAAGGGAAGGCCUCUUCCAACUCGUUCCUUGACAGAUUCUCCACCGUCUUUACUCACCCAGACAGGUCAGAGUCCCAGCGGCCUGACGACAAGAUGGCGGUCCUGAAGUUCUUCCGGACUCUCUCGGAAGAGAGCGAGACAGACACUUCUCCCGGGAACAUCAACAGCAGUCAUGAAGUUGUUGAAGUCAAUGGAAAUGAGAGGACCGAAGGAAAGGAUUCAAGUGCAGUAGGUGUGGUGCAGAAGAAAGGAGAAUCCACCACUACCAACACAAUUAUGGAACAUGACAGCAUGAAUGGAACUCUGGGCCAGACGACUGUAGUACCGAGGAACAUGGACUCAGAAAAGGAAGAGAAUGCAAACAGUAACUGUCUUGUCCAACCAGAAGACAUAAUUUCAGAGUCUCAUUUAGGUAUAUAUGGUGAGUCAACGGACCAGUCAGAUGACUUCAUUUCAGAAAGGCUGUCCCACUUACAAGGAUAUAGUGGGUCAACUGACCCUGUUGAACAGAGAGUGAUGAUUAACAAACAUAGGAGCAGUGUGUCUUCAGAGGACUGCAGUAUGGAGGAGCCUAUAGACACACAGAAUACCACAGACAGAGCCAAUCAGGACAUGACAACUGACUGUCCCAGUACAGACAAGUUGGAAUUAACAGACCAGCACAGUCAGUGUGUGUCAACAAACAACCGUCAUCAAGAUAGGGUCACAAACAAUCAUGAUAACGACAAAGUCAAGGAGAUGAAGCCCACAGAGGUGUCAACAGACAACUACAACAGGCUGGCCUGGUUAACAGACAGUGAAACCAAUCCAAGAGCCAGAAGUUAUCAGGAAAUAUUUACAUAUGAUAACCACAGCCAAGACUUACCUGCUGACAGCAAAGACUCACCUGCUGACAGCAAAGACUCACCUGCUGCUGAUGUUGUAGCCAGAGACCUUGCUAACCCCUCUGCAGUAAUGGCUGGGGAACCUGCUAUUAGUACACCACUACCUUCCAACACCAGAAAACUGGUGAUAACCAUGACCAGGAUUGAGCCUAUAUCUGAUGACCGGCAGCAUACAGCCUCUGAAACUGAGAGUCUGUUAGAGGCUGGAGAUCCUGAAACUGAGAGUCUGUUAGAGGCUGGAGAUCCUGAAACUGAGAGUCUGUUAGAGGCUGGAGAUCCUGAAACUGAGAGUCUGUUAGAGGCUGGAGAUCCUGAAACUGAGAGUCUGUUAGAGGCUGGAGAUCCUGAAACUGAGAGACUGUUAGAAGCUGGAGAUCCUGAAACUGAGAGACUGUUAGAGGCUGGAGAGGCUGAAACUGAGAGAAUGUUAGAAGCUGGAGAUCCUGAAACUGAGAGCCUGUUAAAGGCUGGGGAGACUGUUAAUGCACUGGUCGAGGAACUUCCUCACGCAUCUGCUCCUGUGUCUGAGAUCACAGCCCAUUCUACAGCCCAGUCCUCUCAGCCCUGUAGCCCCCAGGAUGGAGCCCCAACCCCAGCACCAGCCAGUCCCCAGGAUGGAGCCCCAACCCCAGCACCAGCCAGUCCCCAGGAUGGAGCCCCAACCCCAACACCAGCCAGUCCCCAGGAUGGAGCCCAAACCCCAGCACCAGCCAGUCCCCAGGAUGGAGCCCCAACCCCAACACCAGCCAGUCCCCAGGAUGGAGCCCCAACCCCAACACCAGCCAGUCUCCAGGAUGGAGCCCCAACCCCAGCACCAGCCAGUCCCCAGGAUGGAGCCCCAACCCCAGCCAGUCCCCGGGAUGGAGCCCCAACCCCAGCCAGUCCCCAGGAUGGAGCCCCAACCCCAGCACCAGCCAGUCCCCAGGAUGGAGUCCCAACCCCAACACCAGCCAGUCCACAGGAUGGAGCCCAAACCCCAACACCAGCCAGUCCCCGGGAUGGAGCCCCAACCCCAGCACCAGCCAGUCCCCAGGAUGGAGCCCCAACCCCAGCACCAGCCAGUCCCCAGGAUGGAGUCCCAACCCCAACACCAGCCAGUCCACAGGAUGGAGCCCCAACCCCAACACCAGCCAGUCCCCAGGAUGGAGGCCCAACCCCAACACCAGUCAGUCCCCAGGAUGGAGCCCCAACCCCAACACCAGCCAGUACCCAGGAUGGAGCCCCAACCCCCGCACCAGCCAGUCCCCAGGAUGGAGCCCCAACCCCAGCACCAGCCAGUCCCCAGGAUGGAGCCCCAACCCCAGCACCAGCCAGUCCCCAGGAUGGAGUCCCAACCCCAGCACCAGCCAGUCCCCAGGAUGGAGCCCCAACCCCAACACCAGCCAGUCCCCAGGAUGGAGUCCCAACCCCAGCACCAGCCAGUCUCCAGGAUGGAGCUCCAACCCCAACACCAGCCAGUCCCCGGGAUGGAGCCCCAACCCCAGCCAGUCCCCAGGAUGGAGCCCCAACCCCAGCACCAGCCAGUCCACAGGAUGGGCUCCUAGUCUUAACCCCAGGUACAACCAGUGGCCCUCCCUCUGGCACCACCUGCACCAGAACCACCUUCUCCCCCGGUUCCCCAGUGGACAAGCACCUCCAACUCCCUGCCUUUUUCAGUGGUCUGAGGAUCCCAAAGAAGGGGGCGACAGUGCCGGAGCAGGACAUAGUGGGCAAGAUCAAAACACCAACUCCAGCAGGCCUGAGUGUGAACAAGCUUGUGAGGAGAAAGCUGAAGACAGUUCGCAGGAGGCAGGAGAGCUUCUUGGACCAGCUCUCCCAGUUCCUGAACCUGGAGAAGGAUGUCAACAGUAAGACAGAGGAGUUUACAGGAGAGGACAGGAGGGAGUUUACAGGAAAGGAGAGGAAGGAUUCUACAGAAGAGGAGAGGAGGGAGUCUACAGGAGAGGACGGGAGGGAGUCUACAGGAGAGGAGAAAAGGGAGUCUACAGCAGAGGACAGGAGGGAGUCAGAGCCCUCAGACGAGACUGAAGGAGUCAGAGUCGAACCUGAGGAUGGGAUGGAGGAGAAGGAGAAGACAGAACAGGAAGAGGGAGGAGAACGGCAGAAAACAGGAGAGGAGAAAAAGACAGACCAGGACACAGAGAAGACUGAAGGUCUGUCUGUGAUAGAGCCUCCGGAAUCUUCAGAACCUUCACAGACUCUAGAACUCUCAGAACCUUUAGAACCUCAGAAGCCUCCUCCCUCCAGUGCGGAGGUGGCGUUCGAUGCCUUCAAGGCCUUCUUCAUCCCCAGGCCCCUGUGGAGAGAGGGAGACAGGGGGGACCAGGAGGCAAAGAGGAAGGCUUGGAUCUUUGAGAGAACCUCCAAGACUCCUGAAAAGAAAAACCUCACUGACUCAAAAUCGGAGACAUCGAUCUCAGGUGAUGGAGAGGACCGGUCCACCCCAGGCCGUCUGCAGGCCAUCUGGCCCCCGACUAAGGAGGAGAAGGUUGGACUGAAAUACACAGAAGCAGAACACCAGGCAGCCCUCCUGCAGCUGAAGAGAGAAUGCAAAGAGGAGGUGGAGAAGAUACAGGAGGACUAUGGGAAGCAGCUGCACCAGCUGAGAGGGGACAACGAAGAGUGUGUAACCCAUCUGGAGGUCACCUUGGCCAGGCUACAAAGUGACUUGGCCCUGGGUGCCCACCACCGCCGUGGAGAGCUCCGAGACGUGGCCGUAUCCACGGGAGAUGGCCUCUCAUCCCGGGCCUUCCGCACUGUGUACGUCCAGACGGACCACAUGACCUUCCCCCAACCCCCCCUCAACUUGCCUAAGAGACUGGAUCUGGCUUCUAUCAGUCUAAAUCUGUCUUGUCAGGCUACCUCUCCCUCUUCUUCCCCCGUUCAUCUCCCUCCACCUCCUGCUCCUCCAAUCCCACUCCAGACCCAGGGACUCGACGGGCCCCCUCCACCUCUUCCGACCCCUCCACCAGGGUCCGCCCCUCCACCUCCACCCCCUCCACCAGGGUCCGCCCCUCCACCUCCACCACCAGGCUGUGGCCCCCCACCACCUCCACCCCCUCCACCAGGCUGUGGCCCCCCACCACCUCCCCCUCCAGGGUGUCUGACCUUCAGUACCAUGCUAGAUAAACCCCCCAGGAAGCCGGCUGUGCAACCAGCCUGCCCCAUGAAACCUCUCUACUGGACCAGGAUACAGACACAGGACAACAAUAAAGACACAUUGUGGAACUCUCUUGAGGAACCAGACAUCAUCAACACCACAGAGUUUGAAGACCUGUUCUCCAAGACCACCAUACAGACAAAGAGAAAACCUCUGGCAGAGGCCUAUGAGAAGAAAGCCAAGGCCAAGAAGAUCAUGAAGCUGCUGGAUGGGAAGCGUUCCCAGGCCGUAGGGAUACUCAUCUCUAGUCUGCACCUGGAGAUGAAGGACAUACAGCAAGCUGUGCUGAAUGUGGACAACUCUGUGGUGGACGUGGAAACCAUCCAGGCUUUAUACGAAAACAGAGCCCAGCCUGAUGAGCUGGAACGGAUAAAGAGACACUACCAAACGUCCGAGGAGGAAGUCAAGCUGCUGGACAAACCUGAACAGUUCCUGCUUGAGUUAUCUCAGAUACCAGACUUCCCAGACAGGGCUUCAUGUAUCAUCUUCCAGACGGCCUUCAUAGACGCCAUCGCCUCCAUUCAGCAGAAGUUGGACAAUGUCUCUCGCGUCUGCAAGGAUGUGAUGGACACCUCCAGCGUGAGGGAAGUGAUGGGUCUGAUUCUAGCCCUGGGGAACCAUAUGAACGGGGGCAACACGACCAGAGGACAGGCUGACGGCUUUGGACUGGAGAUCCUGCCCAAACUAAAGGACGUCAAGAGCAGGGACAAUCGUAUCAGUCUGGUUGACUAUGUGACAUCGUACUAUCUCCGCAACCUGGACGAGAACGCUGGGACAGAGAGGAGUGUCUUCCCUCUCCCUGAGCCUCAGGAUGUGUUCCUGGCCGCCCAGGUCAAGUUCGAAGACAUCACCAAGGACCUGAGACAGCUGAGACGAGACCUGACAGUGUGUGAGGAAGGGGUUCAGAAGGUGUGUUCCAGCUCUUCAGGAGAACACCUCCAGCCAUUUAAGGACAAAAUGGAGUCGUUUCUUCUGAUUGCGAAUAAUGAACAAGACGAAGUGCAUGCCCAGUUGAUGUUUGCACAAAAAAGCUUCCACGAGCUGGUGACGUUCUUAGGGCUGAAGCCCAAGACAGGAGAGACCGAAGUGGCGACAGGUCACUUCUUUAUGCUGUGGUUUGAGUUCUGUACCGACUUCAAGACCAGGUGGAAGAGAGAGAACAAGAAUAUAUCCAAAGAGAGGCUGAAAGAGGCCCAGCUGUCGGUGAAGAAGAUCACAGCAGACAAGAAGGUGGAGACUAGGAAAAUCAACCCUAACAGUCUGAAAGACAGGCUACGCCAGAAGGAAGCUAACAUGGUGGCCACAAGCUGAGAGACAGAACAGGACAGAGAAGAUAUUCAUGAGAAAAUGUACGAGUUGAUUUGUGAGGUAAGUGGGGACUUCUCCCACCCCUUUAGCCACCCACACAGGGUGAUCAGGAUCAUACCAGUCUCUGUUCCUGCCCACCCUCUUACAGACACAGCCUGGAACCCUGCCCUCUGAACCUUCCCCUGUUGGAGACUAGAGGAAACCCCUCAUACUAUGGUUCACAGGUCACAAAGUUGCAGAUGGAUUCACUGACCAACAGGAAACUGGCAACAAGAGGGAUGACUAUUUUCUUGUUAAUUUAUGGGAGUAGUGUAUAUUCAUAUGAAAGGUGGUGGAUUCUCCACCUCAUCCUAAGGACGUUCAUGUUUAAAAAUAAUACAUGUUUUUCAGUCCAACAACUGAUUAAUAUCUGGUUAAAUGAAGCAAGACAGUGUGUCUAGAUUUGUGUGGGAAACUUUUUCUCGUGUAGAUUUGUUAAUGUUUGUUUUCUGAUAUUCAAUAUCAGAAGUCUUGUUUCUGUGUUUUAUAAGAAAUGUAUCAUGUUUUUCACCUUAUAUUUCCACUGUCAAUCAUUA